UACAAACAUCACAGUCGUAAAUUUUCAAACUGUUUACCAGAAAAUAAGCACUUAAAUUUUCUGUAGUGUGUUCUUCAACUGGAAGUUUAGCAAGUGUUGGUGUUGUGCCAAUCGAGUGUUCAGUGCAAAGGGUAUGGUGUUCCUUUUGGAUGACUGGGGUAUGGGAGAAGCUCAAUUCCUUCAGCAACACGAUGUAAAUCAGUUUCACCUCACCAUUGACCAUGAUGACGACGAAGUAUCUCUUCUUCCGCUUAACAACCAGGUUGGCGGCCACACGCGAAUGUUGUUGCUAGACCAGGGAACUAUUUGCAAGCCUCUGAACCCAAAGGAGCUUGACUUCUACCAAAACAUUCCACAAGACAUUCAGACAUUUGUUCCUAAAUAUAAGGGAGUGAUGCAAGGGACGAGCACGGGAGCACAGCUUGACAAGCGGUACAGUCCGAGCUUCUGUGAGGAGCAGACGCGACCAGCCAAGCGCAAAAGGGAGGAUGUGCUCAAGUUGAAGGUGGAGGGAGGAGAUGUCUUAAAGGCAGUAAACUCUACCCACCUGGACAACACUAACAAGCAAUACUUUCUUCUCCUGGAGAAUAUAACGUGCAAGUAUUCGCAGCCAUGUGUGCUGGACCUCAAGAUGGGUACGAGGCAGCAUGGCGACGACGCCAGUGCGGAGAAGCGAUGCAAGCAGAUGGCCAAGUGUGCGGCCUCUACCUCGGCCUCACUGGGCGUACGGCUGUGCGGCAUGCAGGUGUACCAAGCUGACACACAGCAUUACAUCAAGCGAGACAAGUACUGGGGUCGCGGACUGGAUGAGGCGGGCUUCAAAAAUGCGUUGUAUCGCUUCUUCCACAACGGCUACUUCUUGCGCCAAGCUGCCGUUCGCAAGGUCAUCGCAAGGCUGGAGAAACUGCGUAGAGCUAUCGAGAAACAGUCUAACUAUCGCUUUUACUCCUGCUCGCUGUUGGUGGUGUACGAGGGACAUCUGACAAGGACAGACUCAGCCAGUGACGAGGAGGAGACGAUGGACUGUGACAGUCACCAGCGAGGGUUUGGAGACGCGGCGGCGAGAGGCUUCUACCCCGUCAGCGAGGAGACCAUGGACGUCUCUAGCAGCCUCAUGAGUCCCAGUUCCGUUGACAGCUGGACAUUGUACUCUGGGGAUUCCCCAACAUCGUCAACCAUGGGAGAAUGUUCGUCUUCUGAAGAGGCUUCUUCUUCCUCUCUUUCCACAUUUGACCUGCUGACUUCUGCGACGCCCAAGCAGCUCAGAUCCUACCACACUGAGACUGAGGAGGAGGAGAGUUGUGAUGGUGACAAGCGAGGUGUAGACAUACCGUCCGUGCGGAGGCCAAUGUCCCGCCCUGUCGCCCCCGCAGACCCCAGAGUGGACGUGCGCAUGAUCGACUUUGCCCAUACGUCGUUCAACAAGCGCCGUGGCUCCACGCCGAUACACCAGGGCCCCGACUGUGGCUUCCUUACAGGACUCGACAGUCUUAAGAGACUUCUCACAGAAAUACUCUCCGAGGACAACGGCCUCUGAGGUUUAACUUAUAUCUACUCACGUGCGCAUUUACCAAUCAAAUCUCACCGAAAACUCAUUCGUCGAUUGUCAAUCUGUGUUCAUCAUUCAUUGUUGACCUGAGCCUGACAUUAAAAUAUUACAUUUCACCCCUAUUGUGUUAGUUCCUACUGUCACUUUUAUUAUUUAUUUUUUGCAAUAUGUCGCCAAAAUUUUACAAGUUAUUGACCUAUUUUUAGUUUAAGAUGAAGUUAUUUAAUUAAACUCGUUCUACGUUGUAAAUUCGUUUUGCCGCGUUUCUAUAAGUUAUGAAUAUUUUAUUAAAUGUUACGUCUUGCACCGAGAUGUUUGACUGUUAUUGUAAAUAUUUUUGACGUUUUAUGUACAGCGAGUGUGUCACUGCCGUGAGUACGUAUCUUUCUGUCGACUGUCGCGAGUUACACUUUUGAUGACCACAAGCAUUCCAGUAGUUUCUAUGUCUUCUUAGUGAGAACUCUAAUCCCUCGACUGUUUGGAACAAUAUUGAUCAUGUUCUUUUUGGUGCGUUUUCAAAUCCCUGCUGCUUUUCUAGUUCUGCUUUAUAGUAUAUAUUUUAGCAAUAUGUUCAUGUUACACUAAAAUAAAGAAUAAUUUUAUGAAUACUUCAUAGAAUUUAAAAACCGAUUGUCUCUUUCUAUAGUUGUUUGUAUUUACCUAAACCAAAUCCUCUGUGAUUUAGUAGCACAAAUAAAGCUUAAUAUAUGUAAUAUUUUUGUAGGUUGCCUUUCUAUAUAAAGUUAUUUAAAUUUGUACAUUUCAUGAGGUUAUCUGUGAGUAAUGUUUAAACUCAUUUGCAUUGCCUUAAUAUGGACAGAUUUGCUUGCCCUUUUAUCUCAGGAGCUUUUUUAGAUUAUAGCAACAACUUCUUAAAUAUAUUUAUAAAAAUAAAAAUAUUCUACGUCUGCUGAAAAAGUUUAAAGUAUUAUUGUUUAAAAAGAUAUUCUUAGUUUUAAACAAACAUUUUGCAUUGCAAAGUAAUGACAAAUUAAUAGUUUUGUUUGACAAAACAAGUAUUGUGAAAUGGUUCUGAAUAUGGAAGUUAAUUGAUUCUUUUGGUAAUUUUUCCACACAACGCGAAAUAAGUUAAUAAUUGAAUUUCACUAAUAGAUUAUGGAAUGUUUGUGUUUAAGAAGCAAUAACUUACCAAGCAAGUAGGACUAAUCAUUUUACCAUCCUACAAUGCCAAUAAACAAUCUUGUUUUGUUGAAGAUUCUUGCUUGAUUUGCGAUUUAUUUUAAAGAAAGGGAAACCAAGCUUGUUGGUGCAAAUGGGUUGUGUUAUUGCAAGUGUUGAUCAAUUGUAUUCUUUCAAGCAACAAUUAAUUUGAUUAGUUUUCGUUUUCAUGUUUUAACGCUACUUUAACCUUGGGUAGUUUUAAAGUGGGUGUAAUAUGACAUGGUUUUGUUGGGAACAGUCCCCCUUAAAUACAGUACCAACUUUACUUUCUUUGAUGACCAUAGAAUUUUUAAAACUUCUUAAUCUUUUUAAGUUCUUAAGCAAUCAGAUUUUUAAAGCCCAAUAGGAAAUUUUUCGUAUUCCUAAAUUAACAUUUUGUGUACAAAUUAGUUUAAGUGAAUCAAAUGAUUAUAUUACAAUAUAUAAUUAACAUUUAUUUGCUGUUUGUGAAUGUUUAUGAGUAAUUUAGUUUCAAUUUCAAUGUGCUUCUAUUAGUCACAUAAUAUUGUGCAGGCUAUAAAAACGUGAUAAACUGCAAAAUGAUAAAUUUGUCAAAACAAAAAAGAAUUAGAUUGAAAAAGUUGAAAUAUAAAGAACUUCAAUACUUUGAAAGGAUUCAAUUUAAAAUAUAAUUAUGUUCUGUUGUAACUUAUGUAUACAACUACUUGUAUACAACUCAUUUGAUUUGUUCAUAAAGUAUCGUUUAAAUAAACAGAAGAAUAAUUAUUGUGUUAUAUUAAAUUUAUAAUGAAAAAUGUUUAUCCUAUUUACUGUAGUAAUGCAAAAUAUUAAAUUUUUGCUCACUCAUGUUUAGGUUUUGACAUUACAAAUUAUUAAAUCCAAUGAGGUCUCCCAAAUUACAUAAUUCUGUAUUAAAACAGCGCAUUCAAGUAAAUAAUCCACCGAACUUGUUGAUUUGAAAGAAUUUUAAUGCUUUUGGUAGAGGUAUGUUUUAAAAAUUUUAAACCAAAUGCAAUAACUUAAUGUAACUUGUGUUUUUGUAAUCUGAAUUUUGGUAAUAGAAGUAGUUAUUGGUUAAUACAAAAUAUUUGUAUGCUUGUAUUUAAUCUGUUUUUUGGCGGAUUAGAGGAGGUAAAUUGUACCAAAUUCAUUUUCAGAUUCAUCAAGCACACAAAUAGGUUGUGAAUUAAAUAACGGACCAAGAAAUUGACUCUUAAGGAAUGAUGUUAAAUGAAGUUUAAUUUCUUCAAAUAAAUAAUAUAAAUAGCUUAAAUGAUAAUUAACAAGAUAAACUUUGCUUAAGUGUAAGUUUUUUUACAUAUUAAACACUUAACUUGUGUUCUCUAAGGCAGUUAUUUUUCUAGUAAUUUUGGCACUGCAUGGAAUACUAUAAAAACUGUAUUAUUAUUAUUAUUAGUACCUGGGGACCGAGCUUUGCUUGGGGAAAAUCAUUCCCCCACUCUGCGAUGCCAGCCUUUACUACUUCCUUCACCAUUUCCUACGUCAUGGCAUCCAUUUCCCUCCCAUCCCAUAGCAUUUUAGGAUUGUAGAUACCUUAAUCUAAUCGUCAUAAACAGUUCCCACACUCCGGACUACCGUACUUUAAUUUACUACCGUACUCCCUUCCCCACUUCCUACGUCGUGGACCUGUUUCCCUCCCAUCCCAUGGCAUUUUGGGAUUGUAGAUACGUUAAUCUAAUAGUCAUUAAUAUUUCCCACUCCCAUCACCUUUACUACUUCCUUCACCACUUCCUACGUCGUGGACCUGUUUCCCUCCCUUCCCAUAGCAUUUUAGGAUUGUAGAUACCUUAAUGUAAUCAUCAUCGAUAGUUCCCCCACUCCGGACAGCAGCACGCCUUGACUACUUCCCUCACCACUCCCUACGUCACCGACCUGUUUCCCUCCCUUCCCACGGCAUUUUAGGUUUGCAGAUACCUUAAUCUAAUCGUCAUAAACAGUUCCCACACUCCGGACUACCGUACUUUAAUUUACUACCGUACUCCCUUCCCCACUUCCUACGUCGUGGACCUGUUUCCCUCCCAUCCCAUGGCAUUUUGGGAUUGUAGAUACGUUAAUCUAAUAGUCAUUAAUAUUUCCCACUCUCCAGACUGCUCACCUUUACUACUUCCUUCACCACUUCCUACGUCGCGGACCUGUUUUCCUCCCUUCCCAUAGCAUUUUAGGAUUGUAGAUACCUUAAUGUAAUCUUCAUUAAUAGAUCCCAUACUCCGGCCAGCUUGCCUUGACUACUCCCUUCCCCACUUUCUACGUCGUGGACCUGUUUCCCUCCCAUCCCAUGGCAUUUUGGGAUUGUAGAUACGUUAAUCUAAUAGUCAUUAAUAUUUCCCACUCUCCAGACUGCUCGCCUUUACUACUUCCUUUACCACUUCCUACGUCGCGGACCUGUUUCCCUACCUUCCCAUCGCAUUUUAGGAUUGCAGAUACCUUAAUCUAAUCGUCAUAAACAGUUCCCACACUCCACACUGCUAGCCUUUACUACAAUCAUAGGGAAAAAAGUCCUGCUACAAUGUAUCGAGUAAUCUUCAGUAUAAUCUUUGCUCAAUAGUAACAACUGAUGUUUUUCCUUUUGUACUGUAUUUUGUAAUUGCGCUAAAAUACUGUGGAUAGACUACGUACAAGUCUUUUGUUCACUUUUUCCUUGUUAUUCAAUUCAACCAACAUGGUUACUUAGCAACCCAUAAGACUAAUGUUAAAAAAAUGUGACUUUCAGUUUCAUUUUUCUACGUAAUUAGAUUUUUGUUGGCAGUUCUUAGUGCAGUAAACUCGUUUUUAGGCCAAAAAUAAGCUAUUUACAAGAUUUGGAGAAAAUCGUCGGAGCCGUUUUCGAGAUCUUUCUGCAAGCAAGCAUACAUACAUACAAGCAAACAUUGCUCGUAUUAGAGUAUAGGAUAUAUUUCACUGGGUUAACUAAUUAUUGAUAACCAAAACAAACAAAAAAUGGGGCAACUCGCAAGAAUGUUGAGCUUUCUAAAGACAAUUUAAACAGCAAUUUUUAAAUUAUUCACUAUUUAGUCACAUUACCUCAGUAGUUACCUUUUAUUAAUUUAGUUGAAAUGUAAAAAUUGAACAAUUUAUUCUUUAACAUCCAUUCUUUGAGAGUCAAUUUAAAUAAGUGUAUUAAUAUGUUUUAUGUGUAUCAUAAAUGUAGCUUUAUCUCUACAGUAUUGUAAAUUUUAAUGUGUACAUUAAAUAAAAUUUAUUGAUGAAUA
Molecule: messenger RNA, 5922 nt
Organism: Macrosteles quadrilineatus (aster leafhopper)
Lineage: Eukaryota; Metazoa; Arthropoda; Insecta; Hemiptera; Cicadellidae
Gene: Ip6k
Product: inositol hexakisphosphate kinase 1
Exons: 10
Coding region: 134-1537 (467 amino acids)
Biological process (GO): phosphatidylinositol phosphate biosynthetic process; inositol phosphate biosynthetic process
Cellular component (GO): cytoplasm; nucleus
Molecular function (GO): inositol hexakisphosphate kinase activity
Source: RefSeq, a predicted model, not a curated record